Messenger RNA from Caenorhabditis angaria, 3429 nucleotides. NCBI's taxonomy places the organism in Eukaryota, Metazoa, Nematoda, Chromadorea, Rhabditida, Rhabditidae. The record is from the annotation of a GenBank genome assembly.
AUGAUGUUGAUUCUAAUUUCGAUUUUGGUUUUGAGUUUUUUUGGAGGAGUUGUUGAGGCGAAAACAUUGAGUGUUGGUGAGUUGGAAAAUCUGAAUUUUUGAAUUGGACUUGAGAAAUUGGGACCCUAGGAUUUCUGAAUUGAAUCAGGGUGACCGAAUUCUAGGUAUCCCUGGUUUAAAAAGAUACAUUUUCAAAAAUAGUCCAAUUCCUUUUUUGAUGGUCCGAUUCAUAUUCAAAAAGUUCCCGUUUCCAAAACUCCUUCCUAACAAAAUCCAGGUUGCUCCCAAUACAGCAAAAACCUCGAAACCGAUGGAUCUACAGUAUACCUUCCACAUCAAUCCGAUAAUACCGUAUCUUUACCAGCCAAUUUUUCAUGUAUUUAUGAAAUUCCAAUCAAAAUUGGGCUCUGGGUAAAAGUCACAAUUUUGAAUGAUUUAGAAGAAACUGAUUUUAUACAACUUGACGAUGGAAUUGGGCAUUUUACGAAAAUUGUGGGGUAAGUUCAGAAUUUUAUUUUGGAAACGAAUUCUCAAAAAUUUUCCAGCGAAUCUAGUAGAUCAUCGGAAUAUUUUCUAGUUUCAAAUUCUAAAUUACAAGUCUCUACGUCAACGAACAGUUCGAAAAUUUUGAUAAAAAUAGAUUAUACAAGUUGUGAGUAAUAAUUUUUUGUCGAAAAAAAUGUACAAAAUUUUGAUAGACACAAAACCUUCAACUCUGGAAAUGAAGUCAAAUGGUCAUUUGAAUUAUGUGGAAUUAAAUGAUAUUCGACAAAAUCCAAUCACAAUUACAAGUUCUGAACAGGUAUUUAAUUUUCUCAUGACAAAAAAAAUAAAACUUCAAAUUCUGAUGUUUCUAAAGAUUAUUGCAACAGUUGGUCGAAGUGGUUACAUUUCUGAUGACUUCACUCUAUUUUUCAUUUUUGACGGAAACUUGACAAACUAUCAGAAUGUUUCAAGAAUGGAUGAUUUUAUUCGAGGACAGAAUUUUGUAUCAACAUCCAAUUUUUUGACAAUCAUCGGACUUGAUAAUCAAACAUCAAUGUCUUCGCUGAUUUUCCAUAGAAAAUCUGAUGUUUCAAGUUUCGAUAAACUUGCCGGUGUUACAGUUGCAAUAACUUCAGGAACAAUAAGUAUUUCUUCAAGUAAACAAAAUACAGCUGUAACAUUUUUGGCGAAAAAUAGUGAUGUUCUUCUUCUCAACUCAUUGCAUUUCACAGAUUUGGUAAGUAAGGAAAAGAUCUGAAUGUGAGUUCAAAAAUAAUCUAAUUUUUUUUUGAAGGGAAACGGGGAUCCAGCUUGCACUGCCAAAGCCAUCACUGGACCUCCGACUUCAAAUUCAAAAGAACUUUUUGAUUUUUCACCAUCUUCCAAUAAUCCAUAUAUUCUCCCGCAACUUUUCCCCGCAAAAUUUUUCUCGAUAAUCGUUGAACAUUGUAGUUUACAACUCACACUUCGAAGUUUACUUGUUGAUUCUUAUUAUGAUGUUCAGGAAAGUCAAACGGGAUAUAUUUUUUCGCCGAGUUAUUUGGAUCCAGAAAAUUUGAACGAUAUUAAUGUUACCUACAGUAAGCUCAAAAUAAUCUUGUAAAAGAAAUAUCUUGCACAAAAACUACAAUUUUUCAGCUGCACAAAAAUCAAUGAAGUUCGAAGUAUCAAUUGAAGAAGUUCAAAUAACAUCCAAAGGUCAACUUGAUAUAAGUGUAAUAGAUUCAGAAAACCAGAAAACUUCAAGUAUUGUGUAAGUUUUCCCCCCAGUAAAAAAUUAUUUCCUAAAAUGUUCCAUUUUCAGAAUAACUGGCGAUCAAAAUGGGAGUAAAUCUCGAGCAGUCGGUCAAUCUAUGAAUGUUGCAACAAAGAAUUUCAACAAUAAUUCCGGGAGUUUUGCAAAAUUAAAAUUUUCCGUCUAUUCAUCAACAUCUUCUUCAAUUGCACAAUUAUUUCUAACUUUUAGUUUACUUCUUAUUUUUAGGCAGUUUACAACGGGUUUAUAGAAAAGAGAAAAUAAUGAUAUACAUAAUAAGAAUAAAAAGGUUUUUUGAAGAUCACAGAAAGUUUUGUUAGCGAAAAGGAAACCAAGGAAAUUCGUAAUCGAAUUUUCAGCUCAAAAUUUUCUUUGUUCGGGCCGCUUUCGUGGAAUUUUGAUCUACACUCGCGCCAGAUGCGAGGUACUGUAUGUUCUGGACGUUUACAGUACCCCGAGCGCUCUCAAGCCUACAAGCGCAUCUGGCGGAAGUGUAAACCGGAAAGCGGUGAUGGAUAGGCUUAGAUUUAAACCUCGCUUUCAAUCUAUCCCCGCUACGUAGGAGAUUUUUCGAGAAAAAAUUAGGCAGGUUCCUGGGUGAGGUAUGUCGAAACUGUUUAUCAUGUACGUAAACGUUUCUAUCUAAUCGUAAGAAAUAUUUUUCCGUCGAAAAAAGAAACCAGAAAUAUAUAGGUUAUUUUAUUAUCCUUUCAAUUAUCUCUAAACAUUGAAAAUUAUUUGAACUUUUUCAAAUACAUUUUGAGAGAUAUUAUUCGAAGACCUUUUGUUUAUUAUCAUAUACUUUUUUAAUUUUGAAAACAACUUUUGUCUUCUAAUAACAAAUAUAAUAUAUAAGUAUUUUCAGUCGGAGAAAUAAUGUGGAAAAUAAUCAUCAUUUGUCUAUGCUUCUUUGCAAUACAUUCGAAUGCAGGUAUCAUUAUUUUUAUUAGCAGUUUGCAACAAAAACAUCGUUGGCAGAAAAACCUCUAAGAAAAUCCUUAUCUACCUCGUUAAUUUUCUCUUAUCGACUUUAGUCAAGUCGUUGACCAACUAAAAUCCUCAUCCUUUCAAUUCGAAAAAAAAAUUAGUUUUCAGACAGCACUGACUCUCCGAUCUCUAGAGUACCUACUGUUCUUCCGAAUGUGACUUCAUCAUACUCAUCCUUCGAUAUGGACAAGGAUAUCGCCGAAAUUGCUAGCUCGUGUCUAUAUUCAAAAGAUCACCGAGAAAUCUUAGGAAAUACAAUUGGACCAUUCUUUGCAUUAUGUUCAAUUCCUUUUUUAAUCGAGAACGGUGUAAAUUUAAUUGCGUACAGUGAAAUGCGCGCUGCUCUCGGAUUUCCUCCUCGAGGACCAUGGAAACAUUAUAAGAAGCGGAAUUUAGAAGAACUCGAAUUUGCCACCCCAGAAGAAUACUUUGAAUUCAGAGAGGAGACCAAAGAUCUUAGUCUUGAUAGCGCAUAUGUUAUGGAGAAGAAUUUCCCACCAGUUAUCAAAUUUUUGGAUGAACGAUUUCCCGCUUUUCGAAAGAUUUUCAAGCAUAAAUUUAACAACAUUCAUCGAGCAAAUCCAAUUGAUCGAGAAACUAUUGAUGCAUUUUGGAACGAAUAUGUUGAUCAUAUUCUUACCGAAAUGACUCCUGCGAUUCAUAGUUUGGCUCAUUUUAAUGACGACUGUCCUUACGAAUAG